UAGGCUUUUCCCUUUGUCAGAGAGGAGAGCUUGGGAGGCAGGAGCCUGGCUUCUCUGUGCCUGACUUUCUGUCAUCCACUUCAUCAAAGCUCCUUAACUGAGCCCUAUCAGCUCACUGAGCACCAGGCAUUCAGAGAGACAAAGAGAUGGACACCGGAGGAGGCAUCCGGACUCACUCACACCAACUCUCAUGUCCUGGCACCGCCUGUGUGGAAAUGACAAAUGUGCAUACAGAGCUGAGAAUGAAGCGGAGAGCAUCAGACAGAGGAGCUGGAGAAACGUCGGCCAGGGCAAAGGCUCUAGGAAGUGGGAUUUCCGGAAAUAAUGCUAAGAGAGCUGGACCAUUCAUCCUGGGUCCCCGUCUGGGUAACUCACCGGUGCCAAGCAUCGUGCAGUGUUUGGCGAGGAAAGAUGGCACAGAUGACUUCUAUCAGCUGAAGAUCCUUACCCUUGAGGAGAGGGGGGACCAAGGAAUAGAAAGCCAAGAGGAAAGGCAAGGCAAGAUGCUGUUACACACCGAGUACUCUCUGCUUUCCCUCCUCCACACGCAGGAUGGCGUGGUUCACCACCAUGGGCUCUUCCAGGACCGCACCUGUGAAAUCGUUGAGGACACAGAGUCCAGCCGAAUGGUUAAGAAGAUGAAGAAGCGUAUCUGCCUUGUCCUCGACUGCCUCUGUGCACACGACUUCAGCGACAAGACCGCUGAUCUGAUCAACCUGCAGCACUACGUCAUCAAGGAGAAGAGGCUCAGUGAGCGCGAGACCGUGGUCAUCUUCUACGACGUGGUGCGUGUGGUGGAAGCCCUGCACCAGAAAAACAUUGUGCACAGGGACCUGAAGCUUGGGAACAUGGUGCUCAAUAAGAGGACACAUAGGAUAACCAUCACCAACUUCUGCCUCGGGAAGCAUCUCGUGAGCGAGGGGGACCUGCUGAAGGACCAGAGGGGGAGCCCUGCCUACAUCAGUCCAGACGUGCUCAGCGGCCGGCCGUACCGGGGAAAGCCGAGUGACAUGUGGGCCCUGGGUGUGGUGCUCUUCACCAUGCUCUACGGCCAGUUCCCCUUCUACGACAGCAUCCCACAGGAGCUCUUCCGCAAGAUCAAGGCUGCUGAGUACACCAUCCCUGAGGAUGGGCGGGUUUCUGAGAACACUGUGUGUCUCAUCCGGAAACUGCUGGUCCUUGACCCCCAGCAGCGCCUGGCCGCCACUGAUGUCCUGGAGGCACUCAGUGCCAUCAUCGCGUCAUGGCAGUCCCUGUCAUCUCUGAGCGGGCCUUUGCAAGUGGUCCCUGACAUCGAUGACCAAAUGAGCAACUCAGACAGCUCCCAGGAGGCAAAGGUGACAGAGGAGUGUUCCCAGUAUGAGUUUGAGAACUACAUGCGGCAGCAGCUGCUGCUGGCCGAGGAGAAGAGCUCCAUACACGAGGCCCGGAGCUGGGUACCCAAGCGGCAGUUUGGCAGCGCGCCACUGGUGCGCCGGCUGGGCCACGACGCACAGCCCAUGAACCCCUUGGACGCAGCCAUCCUGGCACAGCGCUGCCUACGGAAAUAGCAGCCUCAGGCAGGGGCGCCAGCACCACCCGCCACCUCUUCCUGGCCCCCAGCCAACGCCCGGCUGUGGGGCCAGGCCCUGGAGUGCUGAACUCUCUCCCAGGCUGCCACAGGGACAGGCAGGGACAGCCCAGGUCACACGUGGGGUCAGCAGAGGUACCACAAAGCUACCUUUUGGAAUGAUUGCUUGAUUGUUUGGUUUUUUAAUCUGAGAAGCCUAGAUAACUAAUCUGCUUUUAAUCAUGACGUUUUAAUCUACCUCUGUCUCUUUAACCAUGCUGUCUCUGGACUGAGUGAGAGGGAGGAAGAGGGAGCCCGCCCAGCCGCCCUGCUCCCCACAGUCCAAAUAAGCUGAAAGUGCAGCUCGCUGCUGGCUCCCAAAACGAAUGCCCACUCCCCACUGUUCUCCCAGGCCCCCUCCCACUGUCAGUUUUCCUCUUUCCCCUUCGAACCCCAGGCCCCUCAGUCCAAGCUUUGGAAAACCUUCACCUCAUCUUAAGCGGAAUUCAAAUAUAUUUAUUUUUAUACUGAAACCAACUUCUCUCCCAUCUCUAGGUGGCUCGCUCUUGGCCACUCCCUGCCCCCAGCCAGCCUGGCUGGACAGCAGUGAGUCCACAGCCCACAAAUGGGCCCUCUCCUCGCUCCCAGUCUCAGAAGCCCCUUCUUGCCGGUCCCUCUCCACCUCCAGCCCACCAGUCCCCCUUAGUUCUGGUGAUGGGGGGGCCUUUCUCCACUUGGUUCUCUUUCUCCCAUCUCAGUAGCUCCUCUGAGGUGCUGUACACUUGCAUUAACCCUGGUUUCCUUCUCCACCCCUCACCGCGGUACUGAGAUGUGAAUGGGGUGCCUGGUGGUUGGGCUGCGGAGGGGUGAACUGGGCUGGCCAUGAACAGGUGGGCCUUGGCUACACGCCCUCUCGCUCCCCACAUCCCAGUCUGUAUUCAGAGAGUGAUGGAGGUAUCUCCCCGCCUGCCCUUGCCUCAUAAUAGAUACGGUGUCUCUUCCCAGCAGGCGCUGGCCGGGUCCUUUGUGGGGGCUGCAAGGCUCGUGGGGAGAAUCGUAGUAGGGACUGGGGGGCCCCGUCUGGCUUGAGAACAGCCCUGCUGCCCUUUUUGAGCCGAGAUUUUGAAGUGGAUGCCCGUCUUGCCAGAAAUGCUGUUCUCACCAGAAUGCCCUUCCCGUCUACUGAUCCUCACUGGACUUUGGCCCUGCCCAGUUCCAAGCAAAGACCUUCCCCUGGCCUCCCCCUGGCCUCCCCACCAGACCCCUAAGAGAGGCUGAUUGUUACCUUCCAGGCAGCCCCGGGCCCUCAGGCCCUUCCUGCCUGUCCUUACUCCCCAGUGGGAAGGUGACCGCAGUCUGUAUGACCCUGUUUCCCAGUGUGAACUGCUCCCCUCCCCAAAAGCUGACUCACUGUGAGAGACUUGGGCAAGUUCCCAAACCUCCUUGUGCCUCAGUUUCCCCAUCUGGAAAAAAUGGGGCCACCUCUUGCCAGCAGUAGCAGGGCUGCCCACACCCCUUCCUCCCUGUGCCCCCAUCUCAGCACUUGGGCACCCCGUGCCUCUGCCUCAGUGGGUCUGAGGGAGCCUGCCUGAGCCCAGCACUUACUCCCCUGAGCACCAAGCUCUGCCUCUUGUCAGCUGUCUGGCCACUGAGAGCCAGGUCUCGUGCUGUGGGGUUGGGGAUGCCCUCUUUUCUAUAUUUAUUUCAAAAAGAAGUCUCCUAAGGGAGUAGAAAUGCAGUCCAGCCCAGGGCUCCCAGCCCCUGUGACUGUCCUCCUGUGAGGGGCUCCACUGUGCCCCUUGCCCAGCAGUCUGCCCAGACCCUCCAGGCCUGCUUGCCACGUGUGGUCUUUCUUCUCCUUUUCAAAGCAAUAUCCUCCAGGUUUGCAAAGCCCUAUCAGACAGUGGUCCCUUCCCAAGGUCAACCCAUGUGUCUGAUUACAUUUCUAACAAAGCAAAUGAGAGGAGGUUGGGUCUGCCCUCACUGGGUGUCACACGCUGAGAGAAGUCCAAUUGUAAAGAAACAAAACAAAACAGAAAAAGUCACAAAAAAGUUUGUAUAAAGACAUAUUUUUGUACUACAUGGGGACUCUUCCUGCAUGUCAGCAAUAAAACUUCCUGAUCUGGAGCCAC
Messenger RNA from Pteropus alecto (black flying fox), 3681 nucleotides. It is a transcript of the gene STK40, whose product is annotated as serine/threonine kinase 40. The transcript is spliced from 12 exons. Lineage: Eukaryota; Metazoa; Chordata; Mammalia; Chiroptera; Pteropodidae. Gene Ontology annotation, molecular function: protein kinase activity; ATP binding. The record is from RefSeq and is a predicted model, not a curated record. The coding region runs from base 147 to 1550 and encodes 467 amino acids. Gene Ontology annotation, biological process: protein phosphorylation.